GAGCAGAGCCAAAGAAAUUGUGAAGAGAGAAUUGAGUUUUCCAUCUGAGCACACAGUAAUCUAGUUCAGUUUACCAAACGUUAUCAGUCCAUGAAGACUCACUGAACCAGAGUUCAGCACCAGGAGGCAGGUGUGUUGAUUCAUGCAUAUAAGGUAUUGGACUUUCACCCUUCCAUAAUAACACUAGCAAGGAAGAAACUCAAUGGAUUCAUCUAUGGUGACUGCUUUUGGCCUAGUGUGCUGUACCUUGUGUCUGCUUCUUAUUUCAGCAUUGAGGAAGAGGUGUGGAAAAGGAAAGCUCCCACCUGGCCCUGGCCCUCUUCCAAUUAUUGGUAAUAUAUUGCAGUUGGAUACUAAGAAUAUCCCCAAAUCUUUAUGCAUGCUGGCAAAAGUUUAUGGCCCAGUUUUCACUCUGUACUUGGGUUCUAAAUCUGUUGUUGUGUUACAUGGGUACAAGGCAAUGAAAGAAGCUCUGAUUGAUCAUGGAGAAGAGUUUGCUGGCAGAGGAAGUUUCCCAAUCAUUGAUGCUAUUAACAAAGGUUUAGGACUUGCUUUUAGCAAUGGAGAGAGAUGGAAGCAAAUCCGCCGCUUCUCCCUCAUGACGCUGAAGAAUUUGGGGAUGGGGAAGAGGAGCAUUGAGGAGCGAGUCCAAGAAGAGGCAAAGUGCCUGGUUGAGGCAUUAAAAAAAACGAAUGGAAUGCCUUGUGACCCCACAUUCAUCCUUGGGUGUGCUCCCUGCAAUGUCAUCUGCUCUAUCAUUUUCCAGAAGCGGUUUGAAUAUCAUGAUCAGAAAUUUCUACAUUUAAUGAAGCUUUUAGAUGAAAAGGUCAAGAUCCUGAGUUCACCAUGGAUACAGAUCUAUAACCUCCUCCCACUUCUGGCACAGUAUCUCCCAGGAUCUCACCACAAGCUAUUUAAAAUCUCUCAAAUGAUGCAUAAUUUCUUUUUGGAGAAAGUGAAGGAACAUCAAGAUGCCCUGGACCCCAACAACCCUCAGGAUUUGAUCGACUCUUUCCUUAUCAAAAUGGAGCAGGAAAAGGAAAAGCCACAAUCUGAAUUUACCAUGGAAAACUUGGUCUGUACUGUGUCGGAUAUAUUUGGUGCAGGAACACAGACAACCAGUACCACUCUGAGAUAUGGCCUUCUACUUCUCCUAAAACAUCCUGAGAUAACAGGUAAAAUUCAUGAAGAAAUUGACCGUGUUAUUGGCCACAACCGGAGUCCCUGCUUGAAGGACAGAAAUAGUAUGCCCUACACAGAUGCUGUAAUACAUGAGAUGCAAAGAUACAUUGAUCUGGUCCCAGCCAAUCUGACCCAUUCAGUGAUACAAGAUGUUAAAUUCAGACAAUACAUAAUCCCUAAGGAUGAUUCCAUAUGAAGAUUAGCUGGAGGAACUGGGGAUAUUGGCCUAGAAGAGAGAAUAAAUGGAGGACAUGAGGGAUAUCUCCAAAUAUAUGAAAGGCUAUCUUUUGAAAGAGGGACUAGACUUGUUUUGUCUGAAUCCAGAAGUCAGAACUUGGAAUAAUGGUUGGAAACUACAAAGAAGCAAAUUUCAGCUUGAUACAGGAGAAAAUUUCUUUAUAAUUUGUGCCACCUCAUAGUGGAAUAGGUUGUGUCAGGAGAUGAUGUCACUUCUACUGGAGAUAAUCAGCCAAUUUGUUGAGUAUAAAGUAAAAGAGAUCUUUUUUUCAGGAAUGAAGUUGGACUAAAUGGCUUUUGAAAUUGCUUCCAACUUUGCACAUGUUUAGUUCUGUGAUUCAGUCAUAGAUAUAGGAGAUAUCAAGGAGAGAUGUUAACUCUAUAAGAAUCCUGCAGUGGAAAACCCAGGUUGAAGGAACCUAGAAAAGGUCAAUUUCUUCCUCAAUUUCUUUUGUCUACCUCCAUAUAUUAUCAAUCUAAUAUGCUUUUUGGUUACAAAAAGGUUCCCAAUAAACCAAAUUUUGUCAUAACAAAGAAACCAGGAGAAAACUAGUGAUAGACAUAAGUGGAAAGCUAAAUAAAAAGCCCAAUCUUUUAUUGUAAGAACUUUUCACAGUUAGUUAUUUAAUAAUUGUGACUGAAUUCCAAAAUUUCCAUUUCAAAUAAACUCCAUAAAGCCAAUAAAAUGGAACAAAUUGGACCAUAGGGACCAUUUUAUUUCCUUCUGUGCUUAAAAUGAACUGGUUUUUGCCGUAGGGUAUUAACUUCUUUUGUUAUAUGACCACGACAAGCUUCUUUUACCCGUUUUUUCCCCUACCUUUUGUUUAUUUCUCUUAAAAAUCCAAAUUAGAUGCCAAGUUCCCUGAUAAUCUACACUGAUGUUUUCAGGCAACUAUUCUUUUCCUUCAAUAUUGGAGCUGGGUUUUUUUGUACCUCCAGGAUUUCAUUUUUGAGAAUUUCCUUAUUAUUCCUUGUUUAACUUCCUUUAUAGAAUUUUGUUCAGUGGAAGCUUACUUAUUUUUCCUCUGAACUUUUAAAAAUAUGCUGUACUAUAAUCUAGUAUCCAUGUUAAAUUAUACCUGACUUUUAUGUUUAUGUCACCUUCAUUUGUGAAUAUAUGUUUUCCCAUUUCCCUACCUACAAAUAUCUCAUAACAAAAAAUAAAAAGGAAAGGAAGGGGGAGAUAGCAGUUCAGUAAAACUAUCUAACACUUCAAACAAAUCUGACAUAUAGGCACUAUUUCACUCCCAUGGCCUCCUAUCUCUUGCAAUGAAGUGAGGAAGGUGAAUUUUUCAUCUUUUUUUCAGGGUCAGUCUUCAUCAGUACAAUUAUACACCCUUCCCCCCUGCAAUCCUCUUCACUUUAAAGACAAUUUGAGACCUAGAGUUAUGAAAGAAUUUUUCCAAGGUGUCACAGUUAGCAAAUAUCAGAGCUUGGAUUAGGACCCUAAUUUGUACUGGUCACAGAGGAAAAGGGAUCAUAGUAUGCUUGACUUUUCUCUUUUCUAAUAAACUCUAAGAUAAUAACAUUCUCCCCAAGGUUAUCACAAUGGCAUUAUUUCUAUUUCAGCAACCAUUUCUCCCCUUUGGGGAAAAUAAGAUCUAGAAUAGACUUCUUCCAUGUUGCUUCUUCAAUUUUUUUUAGGAUGAAAUUUUUUUAUUAAGGUAGGUCAAGGAAUUAUUAGCUUCUUACUAUUGAUAGAGAAGAAAUUCCAGCACAUUUAGGGAUAAUUGAAUUUCACCUUUCAUAGAGGUGAAUCUGAACUCUCCAUUAGAAGAAUAUGUUUCUUUUUUAUUUGAUGUUUCUAAUAAAUUCCUUGACCAAUAACAAUGAGGUUUUUUAAGUCCAGGAUUUAAGAGCAAGAGAUGAAAGACAGCUUGUGUGUGAGGAAUAAUAAUGCCACAUAGGAAUCUAACCUCAUGGUACUCUCCUUAGGGCUAGGACACUCCUUUGAAGAGACAUGAUCUUGGGGUACAUGGAAAUCUUACUUCCCAUUGGUCUAUGAUAUUUCAAUAGCAUAGUAAACAAAGGGCAAAUCACAGAUACUUGUAUUUCUCACAUUGCAGCUUUAGUUCCUUGUUGCCCCCCCAGCUCCAGCAGGACCACAAGCACAGUUCUUUUAUCUACUCCAAAAAUUGGUUUCUCAGUCUUUAAUCUCCCUUACAUACUAAUAGGUUAGAUUCUGGAUAUCAUUUUCUCUCUCCAAGGGAUGGUGCUGCCCAAGAACUUCCUCUAUUCAACUAAGGGUCAGAGAUUCUCUCCCCUUUGUCGCAUGGUUCCCUCCUCUCACUAAAAUUUGAAGUCUAAGAGGUGGUAUCAUUAUCUCAUUAAGACUGAAGCCAUGAACUUGGGGUCCAGGAACUCUCCUUUUGGACCACAUGGGUGAGAUCAUAUGUAACUUACAUGUACUUGUUCUCCAAAGUUCCAGAUCUGCCCAUACCAGUUCUGCUUAUAGUAAAAUAAAUGUUCCAAACAAAAGCA
Monodelphis domestica (gray short-tailed opossum) is the source of this 3900-nucleotide messenger RNA. Lineage: Eukaryota; Metazoa; Chordata; Mammalia; Didelphimorphia; Didelphidae. The record is from RefSeq and is a predicted model, not a curated record.